This is a messenger RNA of Pseudonaja textilis, 3940 nucleotides long. The record is from RefSeq and is a predicted model, not a curated record. Lineage: Eukaryota; Metazoa; Chordata; Lepidosauria; Squamata; Elapidae.
UGGAGGAGAGAAGGAGAACAACAGCUGGAGAGCUUCCUCUUCCGACUCUCCGCUGAGAUGUUGGAGGCAACUGAAAGGCUAAAGAAAGCACUGUGGAGAACUGAGAAUCACACGCUGCAUUAAAAUGCAAAGCAAACCAAGGCAGCAAUCAAAAUCCCAUCAGGUGAUAGACAAGGAAAACCCCAAAACUCUUGUUCUUCCCCAGCAGGUAACAGCAAGGAAGAGAAAACCAGGAAAAGAGUUUUGAACUGGAGAAAAUAAGUGCAAAGAAGCUGAAAAUAAGAGCACACUGACAAUAAGAGCCAUUGAUAAUAACAAGCAACUUUGAAAAGGAAAGAAAAUCAAGCCAGAAAUAAAAAUAUUUUCCAUUUCCUUCAGAAAACCACGCAAUUCUCCUUCUCCAGCAGUAGAUAGACAAAAGAGAGAAAAUUAAGAAAGAUUUCAAACUGGAAUAAGCAGAUUAUGCAGAACUCAAGCAUAAUUUCAUGAAAAGUCAAGGAAGAUUAUUUUUUAUUCGGCAAAAGAGGGAAAUAUCUGGAAAUUAGUGUGGUGGAAAGGGUCAAUUGGAUAGCUACAUAGGCCAGAUUGUGAUGCAGGCCUCGCUCUGGGAGGAAGAAAAAGGCUUUAAUCAAAACUCCACUGAAAGGAGGAUCACAGAUAUUUUUGCUGUCAAGAAUAUUAGUGUUGGAAAAGCUCCAUAGAUGCCCCUAUUGUGGGAAAAACACAGAUUGCAAACCACAGCUGAUUAUGCACGAGAAGAUCCACACAGAAUAAAAUCCAUAAAAGUGUUCCCAAUGUAGAAAAUACUUUAGUGAGCAUGGCAACAUGGUGAUACAUCAGAGGACUCACAUCCUAUAUCUGUGUCCAGAUUGUGUAAAAGUUUCAUUGGAAAUUCCCACCUUAUGAGACAACAGAGAACUCGCAUAGGGGAGAAACUCUUUGAGUGCCCUAUCUGUGGGAAAAGUUUCAGUCACAAUUACAGCCUGGUGAACCACCAGAGGACUCACACAGGAGAGAAACCUUUUGAAUGUCCUGAUUGUGGAAAAAGUUUCAGUCAAAAUUCCAACCUAGUGAGACACAAAAGGACUCACACAAGGGAGAAACUGUUUGAAUGUCCUGAUUGUGGUAAAGGUUUUAGUCAAAAUUCCAACCUUAUUAGCCACCAGAAAACACAUGCAGGAGAGAAACUGUUUGAAUGUCCUGAUUGUGGAAAAAGUUUCAUUAGAAAUUCCCACCUCGUGACACACCAGAGAACUCACACAGGAGAAAAACCUUUUGAAUGUCCUGAUUGUGAAAAAUGUUUCAAUCAAAAUUCCAACCUGGUGAUACACCAGAGGACUCACACAGGAGAGAAACCCUUUGAAUGUACUCAUUGUGGGAAAAGUUUCAUUAGAAAUUCCCACCUCCUUAGCCAUCAGAGGAUUCACACAGAAGGGAUACCCUUUGAAUGUCCUGAUUGUGGGAAAUGUUUCAGUGAGAAUUUCAGCCUGGUGAAACACCAGAAAACACACACAGUAGAGAAACCAUUUGAAUGUCUGGUUUGUGGAAAAAAAUUUCGUCGGAAUUACAACCUGAUGAUACACCAGAAGAUUCACACAGGAGAGAAACAGUAUGAGUGUCCAGAUUGUGGAAUAAGUUUCAGUCAGAAUUCUGAUUUGGUGAGACACCAAAGGACUCACACAGGAGAGAAACCAUAUGAAUGUCUGGUUUGUGGAAAAAAAUUUCGUCGGAAUUCCCACCUGAUGAUACACCAGAAGAUUCACACGGGAGAGAAACCGUAUGAGUGUCCAGAUUGUGGAAUAAGUUUCAGUCAGAAUUCUGGUUUAGUGAGACACCAGAGGGCUCACACAGGAGAGAAACCUUAUGAAUGUCCAGAUUGUGGGAAAAAUUUCAGUCGAAAUUCCAGCCUGGCAAUACACCAGAGAACUCACACAGGAGAGAAACCAUAUGAGUGUGCAGAUUGUGGAAAAAGUUUCAGUCAGAAUUCUCAUCUGAUGAUACACAAGAAGAUUCACAAAGGAGAGAGACCAUAUGAAUGUGCAGAUUGUGGGAAAAGUUUCCUCCGGAAUUCAGAUUUGGUGAUACACCAGAGAAGUCACACCGGAGAGAAACCAUAUGAGUGUCCAGAUUGUGGGAAAGAUUUUAGUACCAAGUCUGGUCUUAUAAAUCAUGUAGGUAUACACACAGGGGAGAAACCAUUCAAAUGCCUGGACUGUGGACGGUGUUUCACAAACAGUUCCUCCCUUACUGUGCACAAGAAAGCUCGCAUAGGGGAGAAACCCUUUGAAUGCCCUAUCUGUGGGAAAAGUUUCAGUCACAAUUACAGCCUGGUGACCCACCAGAGGACUCACACAGGAGAGAAACCUUUUGAAUGUCCUGAUUGUGGACAAAGUUUCAGCCAAAAUUCCAACCUGGUGAGACACAAAAGGACUCACACAGGAGAGAAACCUUUUGAAUGUACUGAUUGUGGAAAAAGUUUCAUUAGAAAUUCUCACCUUGUGAGACACAAGAGGACUCACACAGGAGAAAAACCUUUUGAAUGUCCUGAUUGUGAAAAAUGUUUCAAUCAAAAUUCCAACCUGGUGAUACACCAGAGGACUCACACAGGAGAGAAACCUUUUGAAUGUACUGAUUGUGGGAAAAGUUUCAUUAGAAAUUCCCACCUCCUUAGCCAUCAGAGGAUUCACACAGAAGGGAUACCCUUUGAAUGUCCUGAUUGUGGGAAGUGUUUCAGUGAGAAUUUCAGCCUGGUGAAACAUCAGAGGACUCACAUAGGAAAAAAACUGUUUGAAUGUUCUGAUUGUAGAAAAAGUUUCAAUCAGAAUUCCCAGCUUGUGAUACACCAGAGGAUUCACACAGGAGAGAAACCCUUUGAAUGUCCUGAUUGUGGGAAUAGUUUCAGUCAGAAUUGCCACCUUGUGAGACACCAGAGGAUUCACAUAGGAAAGAAGCAGUUUGAAUGUCCUUUCUGUGGGAAGCGUUUCAAUCACAAUUCUAACCUAGUGAUACACCAGAGGACUCACACAGGAGAGAAACCCUUUGAAUGUGCUAUCUGUGGAAAAAGUUUCAGUGAGAAUUACAGCCUGGUGAAGCACCAGAGGACUCACACAGGAGAGAAACCCUUUGAAUGUGCUAUUUGUGGGAAAAGUUUCAGUCACAAUUCCAGCCUUGUGAUACACCAGAGGGCUCACACAGGAGAGAAACCCUUUGAAUGUCCUGAUUGUGGGAAAAGUUUCAGUCGGAAUUAUGACCUGGUGACACACCAGAGGAUUCACACAGGAGAGAAACCCUUUGAUUGUUCUAAUUGUGGGAAAAGUUUCAGUCGGAGUUAUGACCUGGUGAUACACCAGAGGACUCACACAGGAGAGAAACCCUUUGAAUGUCCUGAUUGUGGUAAAAGUUUCAGUAAGAAUUCCAACCUAGUGAAACACCAGAAGACUCACACAGGAGAGAAACCAUUUGAAUGUCCUGAUUGUGGGAAAAGUUUUGGUGAGAGAUCCUACCUCAUUGCACACCAGAGGACUCACACCGGAGAGAAACCAUUUGAAUGUCCUGAUUGUGGGAAAAAUUUCAGUCAGAGUUCCCAGCUUGUGAUACAUCAGAGGACUCACACAGGAGAGAAACCAUACGAGUGUCCAGACUGUGGAAAAGCUUUCAGUACUAGCUCUAAUCUUAUAAAUCAUGUGCUUAUACACACAGGGGAAAAACCGUUUAAGUGCCCUGAAUGUAGACAGUGUUUCAGAAAACAUUCCACCCUUAUCACACAUAAGAAAAUUCACAUGAGGCCCACAGUGAUGAGUGUAAAGAAGUCUUGAAUUUUAUUUCUAAUGUUCCAUUGUAAGUCCAGCUGAGAAAUUGACCCUUUAAUUUGACUACAAAGAAUUUGCCUGAUUUUUUUGUAGUCAAAUAUGUCGUAUUAGACGGGAAGGAGGAAAGAAAA